Oncorhynchus masou masou (cherry salmon) is the source of this 1930-nucleotide messenger RNA. RefSeq names its product transforming growth factor beta-3 proprotein-like. Gene Ontology annotation, biological process: transforming growth factor beta receptor signaling pathway; regulation of cell population proliferation. Lineage: Eukaryota; Metazoa; Chordata; Actinopteri; Salmoniformes; Salmonidae. Gene Ontology annotation, molecular function: cytokine activity; growth factor activity; transforming growth factor beta receptor binding. The transcript is spliced from 6 exons. Gene Ontology annotation, cellular component: extracellular region. The record is from RefSeq and is a predicted model, not a curated record. Bases 118 to 936 code for a protein of 272 amino acids.
AACUUAAACUAAAGUUGAUUGUUACUGACUGUGGCCUCCUCUCUCUGUGCUACAGAUGACCUUCCAUACUGUCCUAAAGGAAUCACUUCCAAAGUGUUCCGUUUCAACAUCUCAGUGAUGGAGAGGAAUUCCACCAACCUGUUCCGAGCCGAGUUCCGAGCUCUGAGGGUUCCAAACUCUGCUGCCAAUAGGAAUGAACAGAGGGUGGAGCUCUACCAGAUCCUGAGGCCAGACGAGCACAUAGCUAAACAACGCUACAUUGGAGCCAAGAACGUGCUGACCAAGGGAACGGCCGAAUGGGUCUCCUUCGAUGUGACAGAGACGGUACAGGAGUGGCUGAUGUACAGAGAGACCAACCUGGGUCUGGAGAUCAGCGUACACUGCCCGUGUCACACCUUCAACCCCAACGGUGACAUCAUCGACAAUGUGAACGAGGUGCUGGAGGUCAAGUUCAAAGGGGUAGAAGGGGAGUAUGAGGAGCAGGGCCGUUGGGAUCUGGGCAGGUUGAAGAAACAGAAGGAGCGGUCCCUGCCUCAUCUCAUCCUCAUGAUGAUCCCUCCUCACCGUCUGGACCCACAGCCACGUAGACGCAAGCGGGCCCUGGACACCAACUACUGCUUCUCCACUGUUGAGGAGAACUGCUGUGUCCGUCGUCUCUACAUCGACUUCCGUCGGGACCUGGACUGGAAGUGGAUCCACGAGCCUAAAGGAUACUUCGCUAACUACUGCUCUGGACCCUGCCCUUACCUGAGGAGCUCCGACACCACACACACACAGCUGCUGAGCCUGUAUAACACUCUGAACCCAGAGGCUUCGGCCUCUCCCUGCUGCGUUCCCCAGGACCUGGAGCCUCUUACUAUUCUCUACUACUCUGGACGUACCCCCAAAGUAGAGCAGCUGUCCAACAUGAUCGUCAAGUCCUGCAAAUGCAGCUGAAGAGGUUCGGGAGUAGGCCCGAAGCCAGGGAGUUGGGUGGUGGGGUUGUCCCACGGAAGGUGACCUGUAUUGGGGCACUAGAGCCAGCCAGCCUGCCUAGCUGUAGAAGAAUACCACCAUCCAUGUUAUUUUGUAUUCGGACUAUGUUGCCUGCCACGUGGCUUAGCUCUUAACACCACUUGAACUGAAGGACCCUAUCCUCAUGUGAGGAGGACAUAGUAUGUUAGACUUUGCGAUUCUAACUUAUAAUCUUCAUCAUCGUUUUUUUUUUUUUUAGAGAGAGAGAGACGCCAAAUCGUUUCAUUUUGACAUGUUUAACAAACUGGGUUUCCUUCACCUUCCUACAAACAGUGCGCAUUAUUCAUAACACACAAAGGAGAAAGGACAGACUAGCUGCCGUAUCCAAAGACAGCUAGAGGGUAAGGAGAAAGGACAAACUAUGAGACGGAGAGAAGAGAGAGAGAGAGAGUAGAGAAUUCCUGCAGGAUUUGCAAUGGAAAGUAAAGUGAGCAGAAGAGAUAGAAGCCAAGAUUAUUAUUUUUUUUUUAUCAUUAUUUUUUUGUCCAACCAAAAAGCAGCGACCAUUUUUUUUUUUGUCGUCUUCGAAUGCAAACGGAGCUGAGGGAGGAAGGACCUUUACAGAUGGAGAAAGAUAUUAUUCUAUGGCUAUUAGCCAUUUAGCACUCAUCCAAAACACCCACCGCGACUCCCUUUGAAGACUUUCUUGACAUGUUUGAAUUAAAUUAAAUAAAAAAUCGGACCCAAACACAAUGUGCUGGAAAACAAUAUUGAUCUGUAAAACGUAUGUCCAAAUGUUUCUUCUUCUUCCUCUUCCUCUUCCUCCUUUUUCUUCUUCUUUUUCUUCCUUUUCUUCUUCUUCUUUUUCUUGAAAUUGGCAGAUGUUCUCUGUUAUGCAGCGUGUUGUCAUAUGGUGAUUGAUUGAUUGUUGCUGUAUCUGUCUAAUCCCUUUGAUAUUAAACUGUUAAAGUCGUCA